Arabidopsis lyrata subsp. lyrata is the source of this 540-nucleotide messenger RNA. RefSeq names its product auxin-responsive protein SAUR21. The transcript has a single exon. Gene Ontology annotation, biological process: response to auxin. The record is from RefSeq and is a predicted model, not a curated record. Lineage: Eukaryota; Viridiplantae; Streptophyta; Magnoliopsida; Brassicales; Brassicaceae. The coding region runs from base 98 to 394 and encodes 98 amino acids.
UCUUUUUCUUGAUCUCUGCAAGUUCUCACACUUUUUUUAGUAAAAAGCAAAAGUCUUUUGAGUUUCAAUAAUCUUUUCUAUAAGAAGAUCAAAAUCCAUGGCUAUCAGAACGGCUCGUGUGCUGCAAUCAUCAAAGAAACUUCUAAAAUCGUUGUCACACUCAUCAAACAAUGUCGAUAUUCCAAAAGGACACCUUGCGGUUUACGUAGGAGAGAGGAUGCAGAAGAGGAGAUUCAUGGUUCCAGUGACGUACUUAAGUCACCCUUCUUUUCAAAAGCUUCUAAGAAAAGCAGAGGAAGAGUUUGGGUUUGAGCACCCAAUGGGUGGCCUCACUAUUCCUUGCACUGAACAAAUCUUCAUCGAUCUCGCCUCUCGCCUUAGCACUUCAUCGUGAUUCACACGGACCAGUAGAUCUAAGCUAACAAGAAAUUGCAUAAUGUAAGAACAUUAAGACUGAGACUAAUAUAAACCAGAAAUGGUACAACUGUAGGAAUAUUUUCUUCAAUAACAGUGAAAAAUCAGUGAACAUUUUUGUACAAA